This is a messenger RNA of Hypoxylon trugodes, 2389 nucleotides long. RefSeq lists its product as uncharacterized. The transcript has a single exon. The record is from RefSeq and is a predicted model, not a curated record. The coding region runs from base 187 to 2097 and encodes 636 amino acids. NCBI's taxonomy places the organism in Eukaryota, Fungi, Ascomycota, Sordariomycetes, Xylariales, Hypoxylaceae.
CGCUAACGAACCCGUUAGAAAUCCGCUAUCAAACUCAAUCUUAGGCGGUUAUGUCAGCAUCCGGAGUUAAUCCGGGGGCUUUCGAAGCUUAGAAGAGAAGCUUCAAACCGUCCGAGCUUUAAAUUUAAGAAAAGCUUCUCAAGCUUUGCUUUGCGCUGCGCUCAUUUUCGUGAAUUGAAGGCUGGAAUGCCUCCUCGAAUAAGUUUACGGCCUAUGAGGCGCCGUAAUCCUCUUUCUUUAAAGACACAGGUAUCGGAUAUUACUUCGGUCUGUUUCUUUUGUUCCUUGUCCUGUCGACCUAAAGCCGAAUCUGUUCGACGUCCGAGACGCAAAUCGCAAAAUCCUCGUCGCUUUGCUUCGACUACGCCGAUUAGUACCGACCGCGCAGCACUCAGUUCUCGAAAGGAGUUGGAGAACGUUCUCCUCGAACUUCAGAAAUAUGCUUCCAAUUAUGUCAAUCUUUCUCGCUUACAAUUGGCCCUCAAUGGCUUGCGGCAACAACCAGGCAAUGAAUCGAUACGGGUCGCUAUAUUAGGUCUGACCAAUGGCUCCGAGUCCGGCCAGACCGCGAAACAAUUGUUAAGAUUACUGCUCGCGGAUCCACUGAAGGCUGAGGAAGAAUGGGAGAAAGAGGUCGACAGUCAUGAUCUGUCGCAACCGAUGAUCGUACGAGUUGGAGCCGAUAUACCUCAAGAGCUUGGGUCUAUGUCGGUAGCGACGAAAGGGAGUUUAUUGCAUGAAGUCAAUGUCUCAUCUGCUACACUUAAUGGCCACAAUCUAGAGUUGUUACUUAUGGAGGCGAACCCUUUUUUAUCUGCGCAAGAGAUAGGUGCUUUAGAGGGGUUCGAAGAUUCGGUACUAGUUCCAUCUGUCGACAUACCCACAUCAAGUACAGGAAGAUAUACCCCCAUCACGACGCCGGUCCAUAAAUCCUUGAUUGUGGCAGAUGGUAUUCUAGGUGCGGCAUCGAUAGUGUCGAUGCCCACACUGGAGAGCAAAAAUGUGAUCGCAACUGCAGUGAAUUUACCUGAAUACAAACCGGCGGAUACUUCACUUUUACCGUUUACUCCAAUCGACAUCGAGACCGCGAACCUUGGCCUGGGAGUUGUUCGCAAAGAUCUCAAAAAUGCCAUCGAGUUUGAGCACCUUUGGUUUCAAAGCAACAUCCCAAAAUUGGUCGAAUGGCUAAAGGCCGACAUCAUGGCUUCUUCUGAAGGGAUUACUAAGCCGCCAGUCAAAGAGCUGAUUGGUUCAUUGCUUAGGAAUACAUUCGCAACCAUAGAAAGUGAGCGAGCCCGCCAGCUUGGAUCGUCAUUAUCUACCACAUCGUCACCGACUUCUCUAAUAAUACUACGAAAUAGCCUGGACGAGUGGGCACAAAGUGCACACGCCGAGUUGCAAGAGCAGCUUGACUUAGCGUUCUCCAGUAAGAGAUGGCGCAAAUUAGGAUGGUGGAAACUAUUUUGGCGUGUGGAUGAUGUGGGGAUGCUCACCAAUGACAUCCUUAGUCAGCGCUUUCUAUCGGACUCGGAAAGAAAUGCCAUUUUCCUCGCUGGAAGGAUGAAAGAAGCUGGCUUUGAUCUGGGUCCUUUCCCAAAUCCAGCUUCUCCCGAUGAAAAUGCCAUAGAGCCGAAGCAAUUGGAUAUCGGGACUACUACACCACCGACGGCUCCUUGGCCCGUAAACAUCCCCGGUACUCGACGCUAUCUUCAAACGGAAACUAUUCCAGCGUUGCAAGCGCUCGCGCAAAAACUCAUGUUACAAACGCUUAGCACGUCAGGACUCACUACCGCACUUGGAGUACUCGUCUACUUCAGCACCCUAACAGCAACCCUUUACGAAGCUGGUGCCGUUGCCGCUGUCGGUAUUGUAUGGAGCAUGCGACGCAUGCAGAAGCAAUGGGAAACAGCGCGCAAAUUCUGGGAGGGCGAAGUAAGAGAAGAAGGCCGAAAAGCCGUCCGAGGCGUCGAAACCGUGAUCGGCGACGCCUUGGAGCAAGGUCGAUCUUCCAAAGAUACGAUUGACGGACAACAAGAGCUUAACAGAGCCAGAAGUUUGGUGGAAAGGGCUCAAGAGCUCUUGAGCAAGCUGAAAUGAAGCGAAGUUUACUCCCUAUUGUAUAAAAAAUGAUUGUACAUUGAUAUGAUACCAAUAGAAAUGGCAUGAUAUGCCAAGCUACUCCUAUUUCAGACGCAGUGGCAAUUAUCGAUUCUUUGCUACCGUGGUUUUUCGUUCGGGCUAGCCGCUACUGCCUAAUUUUCUCCACGUUUAGGACGUCGAUUUGUUGAUGCUAUGCAAUCGCAUAUGUUGGUAUCCCAAAUCGAUCAGAGCUGAAUCAAUAUCCCCCAAACCCCGGUCCAAUCACAUGGGGAUAGUGGCCCUCCUGCAG